Aureobasidium melanogenum CBS 110374 is the source of this 1119-nucleotide messenger RNA. RefSeq lists its product as uncharacterized. Lineage: Eukaryota; Fungi; Ascomycota; Dothideomycetes; Dothideales; Saccotheciaceae. Bases 1 to 1119 code for a protein of 372 amino acids. Gene Ontology annotation, biological process: regulation of transcription by RNA polymerase II. The record is from RefSeq and is a predicted model, not a curated record. The transcript has 4 exons. Gene Ontology annotation, molecular function: zinc ion binding; DNA-binding transcription activator activity, RNA polymerase II-specific.
AUGCCACCUACUAGAAAGGCCCAUCACAAAUCACGAAAUGGUUGUAACCAAUGCAAAAAGAGACACGUCAAGUGUGAUGAAGUCAGGCCAACUUGUGGAAACUGCGUGAAACGAGACGCGACUUGCAGUUUCUCUUUGAACGAGCAGAGCCCUUCGACUGGCCAUGAGGAUCGAGACACGCCACCGAGUGCUGUCGAUGCUCAGCACAGGAUCCUCUCGCGGGCCGAAGAGAUGGACCUGAUACACUUCUUCAUAACGACCACCAUCAAAACUGUUGUUCACGACCCUAAAGACUGGCACCUGUGGGAGCAUAACAUUCCUCAACUGGCUUUCCAGAAUGAAUAUCUGCUUGACAUCCUUUUGGCCCUGGCCUGUGUUCAUCGUUCCAAGCUUCACCCACUCAAUGCCAAGUUUUGGGUCCGAUGUGCUAUCGAAUAUCAAAAUCGGGCGUUACCAGUUUUCUACAAGGUACUUGGCGAUGUCAACGAUGAGACGUGCCACGCUGCUUUUGCUUUCUCUUUCGUCACAACUAUGGUGGAGAUAUCAAUACCUCAUCCAGACAUGGAUCCCAUCGAACAGCUCGUGGGAUUACGAAACUAUUUUAGAGGAACAGCAAUGCUCUAUCUGACAAUGCUGGAGCCUCUUAAAUACGGCCCCAUGACACCCUUUUUCAGACCCAGAACCAUCACAUGGGAGUACGACUCUGAAAUUCGAAAGUCUUUCCAUGACAGAAUUACCGCACUUUACGACGUAGUUGCUGGAAGUCCCGAUGAGAAAACUUACAACGAAACCAUUGCGCUUCUAUUAAAACAAUUCUACGACUCACCAUUCGCCGUUAUGGCCUUUUCACUACUCGUUGGGCCAGACUUCUUCCAGCUUGUCUGUCAGCGCGAGCCUCUAGCCGUACUGAUUUACAUCUAUUGCGGCGUCUUGUUUACCAACAUAAACGAAUGGUGGUGCGAUGGCCUUGGAAAACGAAUCGUUAACGAGUUGUCGCUUUCUGCAGAAGUGCUGGAAAGUAACCCGAAAAUGGCGUCUGCUCUUUUAUGGGCUAAGCAGCAAGCCAGCAAGUCCACAGAGCCGAAUCGAGUCCUAUUUUGGCGGAUAUUUGUGAGUUGA